Olea europaea var. sylvestris is the source of this 1536-nucleotide messenger RNA. RefSeq names its product post-GPI attachment to proteins factor 3. The transcript has 7 exons. The record is from RefSeq and is a predicted model, not a curated record. Gene Ontology annotation, molecular function: hydrolase activity, acting on ester bonds. Gene Ontology annotation, biological process: GPI anchor biosynthetic process. Lineage: Eukaryota; Viridiplantae; Streptophyta; Magnoliopsida; Lamiales; Oleaceae. Bases 308 to 1336 code for a protein of 342 amino acids. Gene Ontology annotation, cellular component: endoplasmic reticulum membrane.
ACUUUUUAAUUUAUCGUAGAGUGGUGUUAGAUGUUGAGUCUCUCCAUCAUUUCUGGGAUCUUCCAGCUCAGAGAGUAAAGCGAUCCCCCAUCUCCAACUAUUUAUCUCAGAGUAAAAUUUCUCUCACGAAAUGCGAUUUCUUUCAACUCUCAAAUUUGAUAUAUCCAUGAAUAAGGGAAUGUAUACAACUUAUCAACUAUCUUGGCCCACGCUACGGUUUUUUAGGAGAAAAUCUGGUCAUUUCUGAAGAGAGUAGGAACGUGGAGAAUGGAUAAAAAACGGCAGAAGCUAUAGAGUUGACCUGAAGAUGGCAGAUCAUUAUUGGAUCAUUUUCUUUCUAGUGUACUCCUGCCUUAUUAGAGCACUUGAUGCUAGUGCUGGUGAUGCCGACCCAUUAUAUCGGGAUUGUGUAGGACAAUGUGAGAAGACUGGAUGUGUUGGGGAGAGAUGCUUUCCACACUGCAAAUUCUCCUCGGAUGGUUCGUCCCUUGAUGGCCCUUGGUACAUGCAAGAGCCUCUUUACUUGCGGUGGAAACAAUGGGAUUGCCAAAGUGAUUGCCGUUACCAUUGUAUGCUUGAUAGGGAAAAAGAAAGAGCAGAACUUGGUUACAGGCCUUUUAAAUAUCAUGGCAAGUGGCCCUUCCGACGUCUGUAUGGUUUCCAGGAGCCAGUUUCUGUCGCUCUUUCAGCUCUCAACCUUUCAAUGCAUUUCCAUGGCUGGCUUUCUUUUUUCAUCCUUCUUUAUUACAAGUUGCCACUAAAACCAGAUAAGAGACCAUACUAUGAUUACACUGGCUUGUGGCAUUUCUACGGGUUCUUGUCCAUGAAUUCAUGGUUCUGGAGCGCAGUCUUCCACAGUCGAGAUGUGAGCUUGACAGAAAAGCUAGACUACUCAUCAGCAGUGGCCUUACUCGGAUACUCACUUCUUUUGGCCAUAGUGAGAAGCUUUAGUGUGAGAGAUGAAGCUGCAAGGGUCAUGGUUGCUGCCCCACUGGUUGCUUUUACGAUUACGCACGUAUUGUACCUUAACAACUAUAAAAUGGACUACGGGUGGAAUAUGAAAGUGUGUGUUGUGAUGGCUGUUGCUCAACUUCUCGUUUGGGCAGUCUGGGCUGGUGUCACCGGUCAUCCUUCUCGCUGGAAGUUGUGGAUUGUGGUUGUAGGAGGUGGCCUCUCAAUGAUGCUAGAGAUCUAUGACUUCCCUCCAUACGAAGGACUAGUUGAUGCACACGCUCUUUGGCAUGCUACCACUAUCCCUCUUACGUACGUCUGGUGGAGUUUCAUCAAGGAUGAUGCUGAAUACCAAACAUCUGCCCUACUCAAGAAAGUAAAAUAGUGUGUAUUGCUAUCUUAAGAGACGAACCUAAAUGGCUUUUGUCCUGUCCUAUGAGAGUCCGUAAGCCUUAGCCCGUCUCAGCUUAUGGGACUUUUGAAUUUUUGUUAUGUUUUGUUUGGAAUAGAAGGAUGAUUGGUUAAACUUCGGAUGCUGCAAAUGCUAUGAUAAGAUUAUCCUAAAGUUUGUUAUUUGUUCGUUUC